This is a messenger RNA of Teleopsis dalmanni, 651 nucleotides long. Its product is annotated as V-type proton ATPase subunit G. The record is from RefSeq and is a predicted model, not a curated record. The transcript is spliced from 3 exons. Bases 216 to 569 code for a protein of 117 amino acids. Gene Ontology annotation, biological process: proton transmembrane transport. Gene Ontology annotation, cellular component: vacuolar proton-transporting V-type ATPase complex. Gene Ontology annotation, molecular function: proton-transporting ATPase activity, rotational mechanism. Lineage: Eukaryota; Metazoa; Arthropoda; Insecta; Diptera; Diopsidae.
CAUUUAGAAACUGAGUUCCAAAAUUUGACUACCAAGUAACCGAUUAUUUUUCGAUAAGCAAUACUCCAUACAAGGAGAUAUGCAUAGUUGUCAUAUGACAAUAUUAUGUGAUAUAUAUAUUUUUUCUUGCCACUUGGAUUUUUCUUCUUGUCUUGUGAGCAGUGCACUAGCAAUUAUACUUGAAAAAAAUAUUCUAAUUAGAAAAUUUAGUAAAUAUGACCAGUCAAACUCAGGGUAUACAACAAUUGCUUGCUGCGGAAAAAAAAGCAGCUGAAAAAGUUGCAGAAGCAAGAAAACGCAAGGCAAGAAGAUUGAAGCAAGCAAAGGAUGAAGCUACUGAAGAGAUUGAGAAAUACCGCCAGGAACGAGAACGUCAAUUUAAGGAAUUUGAAGCCAAACACAUGGGUUCUCGUGAAGGUGUAGCUGCUAAAAUUGACGCUGAUACUCGUGUUAAGUUGGAUGAUAUGGAGCGCUCCAUUGCAUCGCGAAAGGAACCUGUUAUUCAGGAAAUUUUGCAAUAUGUUUACAAUAUCUCACCUGAAAUGCACAAAAACUACAAGCAAAAGUAGAAUUAACUGACAAAUUAAGUUAAUGAUUGUUACAAUAAUAUAUGAUAAAACCACAGUGUAUAUUUUAUCUAUUAUUGACUAA